Pteropus alecto (black flying fox) is the source of this 1621-nucleotide messenger RNA. RefSeq names its product asialoglycoprotein receptor 2. Lineage: Eukaryota; Metazoa; Chordata; Mammalia; Chiroptera; Pteropodidae. Gene Ontology annotation, biological process: biological process involved in interspecies interaction between organisms. The record is from RefSeq and is a predicted model, not a curated record. Gene Ontology annotation, cellular component: external side of plasma membrane. The transcript is spliced from 7 exons. The coding region runs from base 758 to 1354 and encodes 198 amino acids. Gene Ontology annotation, molecular function: D-mannose binding; fucose binding.
GCUAGGUAGUGGCACAGCUGGACUCAGCCAUGGGUGGUCUGGUUUUAGGAUAGAGGUGCAGAGACAUUGCUGAGCUGACCCAGGAUUGAGGGUUUAUAAGUCAUAGGUCAGGUUGGGAAGCAGGACAAGGGCCCAGUGAGUGGACAAUACUGGAGGGAGCAGUCAGAGACUCAGCCAUGGAGUCCCAACUGGGUGGGGAAGACUGUGGUAGCUUCUAGAUGAACAGAAACACAGGGGAUCAGGGAAGACAAAGGGGAGGCAGUGAUCAGAGCAGGGAGGAGGCAGUGGAGGUGUCAGAGACAUGGCCUUUCUGGGUCAAGAUGAAGUCCUGAGUGUGGCUGAAGUGGAGCAAGGGACGCCUCCUCCCCAGCCCCUUCUGCUGCAGCAUCUCUGCUCCAGGUUCCGGCUCAGUCUGCUCAUCCUGGGCUUCAACCUCCUGCUGCUGGUGGUCGUCUGUGUGAUUGGGUCCCAAAGUGAGGGUCUCAGAGGCCAGUAGGGAUGGGGCCACGAUGGGGGAGGAGAUAUGGGCAGUGCUGUGGGCAAUGAGAGCUAUGACAGGGGAAGAGGUGGAGGUCAUGCUGGGCAAGUAUGGGGGCACUGAGGGGAACAGUGUCACAGACAAUGGUGGGGGCUGUUACGUAGGACACAGCCCCCUUCCCUUUGUCCUGUGCCCUCUGUCUCCUGACAAGGAACACAGCUGCAAGUGGAGUUUUGGACCCUAAAAGAAGCUUUCAGCAACUUCUCUUCUAGCACCCUGAUGGAGAUCUGGACUCUCAGCUCCCACGGAGGCAGCGCAGGCGACAAGGUGGCGACUCUAGAAGCCAAGCUGGAGAAACAGGAACAGGACCUGAAAGCAGAUCAUGCUACCUUGCUCUUUCACCUAAAGCAUUUCCCAGUUGAUCUGCGCAUCCUGGCUUGUCAGAUGGAAUUCCUGCGGAGCAACGGCACAGAAUGCUGCCCCAUUAACUGGCUGGAGCAUGACGGCAGCUGUUACUGGUUCUCUCGUUCUGGAUUGACCUGGCCUGAGGCUGAAAAGUACUGCCAGCUGGAAAAUGCGCACCUGGUUGUCAUCAACUCCAGAGAGGAACAGAAAUUCAUUGUACAACACAUGAGUCCCUUUCGUACUUGGAUAGGUCUCACUGAAAGUGAUGGUUCCUGGAAAUGGGUUGAUGGCACAGACUACAGUUCUAGCUACAAGAACUGGGCUGCCACUAAGCCAGAUAACUGGCAUGGGCACGAGGAGGGUGGAAGUGAAGACUGUGCUGAAGUCCAGAUGGAUGGCCACUGGAAUGACAAUUUCUGCCAGCAGGUGCAACGUUGGGCAUGUGAGAUGAGACGAAACAUUACCGGCUAGGAGACCUGACUUCCAGCAGCUCUCUACCCAUACCCCACCCUACCCUACCCCUAGCUUCUCUACCAGAGAUUUUGAAGAAAGCAAGAAUAGUCAGAGGCAUGGUGGGGGUUGGGCGGAGAGGGCACAUUAAGGAAAGCUAGAGGGGGUGGUUUGAGAAUCUCAGACCCCGAGGAGGCUGAGAUCCCGCCUCUUUCUGCCACUCACUGUAAUUAUUACAAUUUUCAGCCUCCUUAAUGGAGUAGGACAAGAAAAAACAAAUACUGGAAA